Fraxinus pennsylvanica is the source of this 903-nucleotide messenger RNA. The record is from the annotation of a GenBank genome assembly. Lineage: Eukaryota; Viridiplantae; Streptophyta; Magnoliopsida; Lamiales; Oleaceae.
AUGAACCUUAAUUCGUUACCUUUUGUUCUCGAACAAAAUGAAGAACACGAUGAUCAACACCCCUCGAUAUUUGGUGCAAACCAUCAAAUUGCUUCACCAUCUUCACUCUCAAGCCAUUAUUUCUUCAACUCAACUCAAGAUCAUGCGGAAUACUAUCGCCAUCAAUUCUACCAACCUCAGAGGCAUCAAGAGGAUGUCAAUUAUGCCUAUGGUGGUGGAUCAUACAACAUUGAAAACAAAGAGGAUACUGGUCUUAAAUUAACUCUGUGGAAGAAGGAAAAUCCAUCUGAAAGUGUAUGGGAGAAUACUAAUAGUCCAGUUAAGUGGAUGUCAUCAGAGAUAAGAUUGAUGCACAUGAUGAAGAAUUCGGAUCGUGUUGAUCUAAAAUUAACUGAUAGUGGUACAAAUAAGUUUAAAAAUCAUCAGAAGCAGCCAUCCUCAUCUUUGGAAACUGAUUUAAGCAGCAACAGUUCUUCAAACAAAAAUAGCCCAAUUAGGGUUUGUGCUGAUUGUAACACAACCAAGACCCCCCUUUGGAGAAGUGGUCCCAAAGGUCCCAAGUCUCUCUGCAACGCCUGUGGGAUUAGGCAAAGAAAGGCGAGGCGAGCCAUGGCUGCAGCAGCUGCUGCUGAUGCUAACGUGAUGGCCAUUACGACUGAACCAUCCUCUAUGAAGAUCAAGGUUCACCACAAAGACAAGACUGGCAAAAAUGGACAUGCUGCACAACUAAAGAAGCAUUGCAAAAUCGCUGCAGGACCAUCCAAUGAUAAGAAGAAACUCGGCAUCGAGGAUUUCUUGAUAAAUUUGAGCAAGAAUUUGGCCUUUAACCGAGUAUUUCCACAAGAUGAGAAGGACGCUGCGAUCCUGCUAAUGGCUUUAUCUUCUGGUCUUGUCCGUGGUUGA